Messenger RNA from Penaeus monodon (black tiger shrimp), 1742 nucleotides. It is a transcript of the gene LSm7, whose product is annotated as U6 snRNA-associated Sm-like protein LSm7. Gene Ontology annotation, cellular component: U2-type prespliceosome; Lsm1-7-Pat1 complex; spliceosomal tri-snRNP complex. The transcript is spliced from 3 exons. The coding region runs from base 150 to 572 and encodes 140 amino acids. The record is from RefSeq and is a predicted model, not a curated record. Lineage: Eukaryota; Metazoa; Arthropoda; Malacostraca; Decapoda; Penaeidae. Gene Ontology annotation, biological process: nuclear-transcribed mRNA catabolic process; mRNA splicing, via spliceosome. Gene Ontology annotation, molecular function: RNA binding.
AUAUAAUUUUCGCUCGCCCAUGUUAGUAAAAAUCAUGCAAAAAAAAUCACCGCAGCUCUGAAAUUUCAUAAUAAAUCCAUCAGACGCCAAGAAAACCCAAAACCCAUUGAACAGAAUCGCAGUCUCAACAACAACAACGUUUUCAAAACAUGGCUUCACAUGGUGGUGGUGCAGGUGGAGGUGGUGUUGGCAGAGAGACAGUUGCUGCCGCAGGUGCCACUGGGCCUGGUGAACGUCGAGAGGGCGGACCGGGAGCACGGAAUGGAGAACCAAAAGAUAAGAAACGAAAAGAGUCCAUUCUCGACCUCAGCAAAUAUCUUGAUAAAGCAAUUAGGGUGAAGUUUUCUGGUGGACGUGAAGCUUCAGGAAUUUUGAAGGGAUUCGACCAGCUACUAAAUCUUGUGCUUGAUAAUACCAUAGAGUACCUUAGAGAUCCUGAUGACCCUUACAAACUAACAGAAGACACAAAGGAAAGAGGAUUGGUGGUCUGUCGAGGAACAGCUGUCGUACUUAUCUGUCCUAUGGAUGGCUGCGAGGCAAUCGCAAAUCCUUUUGUGCAACAAGAAAAUUAAGCGUGCAUGUCUGUGUUUUAAAAGGAAUAUUUGAUUUAUUUGGGUGAAACAGAAUGUGAUAAAUGGAAGUUUCUUUGCAUCAUGUGAAAUUCCUAAUUACUUGUAGGUUUCUGUAAUGAUGAUAGAUAUUGGUUUUUGUUUUUAUGGGAAUUGUCUUAGUUUGUCUUAUCACAUUUAUUGUUUAAUGACUGUUUAUUAAGUAUUGAAUAAUUUAUUCAAACUAAUGUAAAAGUGGAUGUUGAAUUAAGGUAUUUAAUUUCUACAUGUUUCAUUAUAGGAACUUUUUUUUUUUUUUUUUUUUACAUAAUAGUUAUUUUAUUAGAAACCAUUUGACAAUAGGUUUUGUUUGAUUUACUGAUACCUUUUCAUGCAUAUUUAACCAGACCAUUUGGAUGCAUUUCAUAUUUCUUGAAAUAUAUUGAAAAGUACCUUUAUAUUUCAUGAACGGGAUUUUAUUAUGAGUUUCAGGCAAUUGACCAAUAUUUAUGACUCCUUUCUGUUCUUCAUAACACAAGUUCAGUGAAUAUUAAUGCGAGUUGUUUACAUUUAUUUUUUGAUUUUCAGUUUUACAUUUUCAUGUUCUUGAAAUUUAAUUCUUUUACACGUUUGUGCAUCUUUGUAUCAUCUUGUAUUUCAUAUGAACAAAAUAUAUGAAUUUCGAAUGGUACGGUAUGUAGUUUUAUUAAUACUUACUGAUGUCUUGAUAUAUACAUUUUAGAUGUUUGUAUUUUUCUGGAAGUUGUAGCAGUUUGAGGUAAACAAUUUGUUCAUAUUAGUUUUACUUUUUAAUUACAUUUUCUUGUUUUGCAACUUUUUUGGAGGAUUGUGAAGUAAAUAAGUUAAAAUUCUGUGACCUUUCUGCAGAAAUUGGUGUCUGUCACAUUUGUUUUGUUAACAUACCUUUUCCAUUUGUAGUAUUUAGAAUAUUUAUAAAUAAUUUUCUUGACUAGUAAUAUUAUUAAUGAUUACUAAGAACAAAACAAAACCCAUAUUCAAAACUGGACUAGGAAGAAUAUAAAAAUUUCUCAUUUGCUGUCCAAUUUCCUUAUAGAACAACAACAAAUAGCAAUACUGUACAUGGCUUUAUAUUCACAAGUGAUUGAUAAUAAAAUAUAGAAAAUGGUACAAUUGUAGUUCAGGAUAUUUCACCAAUAAAACCCAGAAAGCAUU